Molecule: messenger RNA, 593 nt
Organism: Rosa rugosa (rugosa rose)
Lineage: Eukaryota; Viridiplantae; Streptophyta; Magnoliopsida; Rosales; Rosaceae
Product: thioredoxin H2
Exons: 3
Coding region: 70-471 (133 amino acids)
Source: RefSeq, a predicted model, not a curated record
AUCGGUCAUUCAGCUUUGACUUUAGAGAGUGAAAGAAGAAGGAGAAGAAGGAGAAGGAGAUAAGAAAGCAUGGGAUCGUUUCUGUCAAGCCUGCUCGGAGGAUCGCCGGCGGAGGCCUCAGCCUCCUCAUCCGAAGACUCUCGGGUGACGUCGUUUCACUCAUCCGCCAGGUGGCAGCUCCACUUCAAUUCCAUCAAGGACACCUCCAAACUGCUGGUGAUCGAUUUCUCGGCGUCGUGGUGCGGGCCCUGCAGGUUCAUAGAGCCGGCCAUCCACGCCAUGGCGGAUAGGUUCACCGACGUUGACUUCGCCAAGAUCGACGUCGACGAGCUCUCAGAUGUGUCUCAGGAAUUUGGGGUGCAGGCAAUGCCGACCUUUGUGCUUUUGAAGAACGGGAAGGAGGUGGAUCGGGUUGUUGGUGCCAAGAAAGAUGAGCUUGAGAAGAAGGUUGACAAGUACCGUUCACUUUGAUUAAGCUAAGUUUAUUUCAGUAUUUCAGUUUGUGAUUUUACUAUUUGUUACUGAAAAGUGUUCCAACUUUCUGUGUUUGAUUCGAAAAACUCAUAUUAUCAAAUUCAAGUUUAUUGUUGGUC